Labrus bergylta (ballan wrasse) is the source of this 2738-nucleotide messenger RNA. The record is from RefSeq and is a predicted model, not a curated record. NCBI's taxonomy places the organism in Eukaryota, Metazoa, Chordata, Actinopteri, Labriformes, Labridae.
GUUGCCUUCAGGAUCCAGUGUGUGUGUUGCCUUCAGGAUCCAGUGUGUGUGUGUGUGUUGCCUUCAGGAUCCAGUGUAUCCAGGCGUUAUACUGUUAUAACUGACCACAACAUGGGACUGCUGUCUGACCCAAACAGAAGACGGGCUUUGACCAGCCUGUUAACUCGACUCAAUGCCCCAAUCUGUGUGGUCUGCUACAUGGCGGGUGUGGCCUGGUUCAUGGGUUUGGCCUUUGAGCCGUUCACCCUGCGGACAUACAUGUCAGAGAAUGCCAUGGGCUCGACCAUGGUGGAGGAGCGCUUUCCAUCAGGGGAGAGGGCGCUGGCCACGGGCAGAGAGUUCUCCGCUCAUAAGAAGAAAGCAGGUGGAAUGCCAGUGGAUUGGCUGGUGAAGACCAUGAAGGAUCGAGGCCUGGAGGUGUUUACCCAGCGUUUCUCUCGCACUCUGCCCUUCCCCGAUGAAAACAAAGAGAGAUAUAUGGUAAAAGGCACAAAUGUAUAUGGGAUCCUUCGGGCCCCCAGAGCUCCACGGACUGAAGCCCUGGUACUCAGUGCCCCGUGCACCCCAGGCGAUAACAACAACCAGGCAGUGGGGCUGCUACUGGGCCUGGCACAAUACUUCAGGAAUCAGGUUUACUGGGCCAAGGACAUCAUCUUCCUUGUUAAUGAGCAUGAUCUGAUUGGUAUGCAAGCCUGGCUGGAAGCUUACCACCACACCAAUACUACAGGUAUGGAUUGGUCCCCACUUCAAGGCCGGGGUGGUUCAAUUCAGGCAGCUCUGUCCCUUGAGCUCAGCAGUGAUGUCAUCACCAGCUUGGACCUGGUACUGGAAGGACUGAACGGCCAGCUUCCCAACCUUGAUUUAGCCAAUCUCUUUUAUGCCUUCUGCCAGAAGAUAGGAGUCCUCUGCACCAUCCAGGGCAAGCUGCAGAGGAAUGACUGGGACAGCAUUUCGGGCUACAGUCAUUCAGUGCAGACGAUGAUGUUGAUGGUGAUGAAGCAGGCCAGUGGGCGGCCUUGGGGGGAUCAUGGCCUCUUCCUGCGAUACCACAUCGAGGCUGCCACCAUCAAGGGCAUCAACAGCUUCCGUCAGUACAAAACUGACGCCACCACCAUUGGAAGGCUCCUUGAAGGAAUGUAUCGUAAGCUGAAUAACCUCUUGGAGCGCUUGCACCAGUCCUACUUCUUCUACCUUAUGCCGUCCCUCUCUCACUUUGUCUCCAUCGGUUACUAUAUGCCAGCUUUCGGCCUGCUCGCUGUUAUUCUGCUGCUUCGUGCCUUAGAUCUGUGGGUGCAGUUUUCGACUUCUCCACCUAGAACAGAAGAUGGGAUCGCUGACACUGAGCAGAUGUCCAAUCCAGGUGUGCUGUCGGUGUUGACUCCUCUGGUGAUCAGCCAUCUGACAGGUGUAGCUCUGUACGCACUGCCCAUCCGCUUUCAGGAGAUGGCUGUGGAACACUUCCCGGUGUCAGAGACCGAGGCUGUGGUCCUGACAGCUAUUGCUGUGUACACUGCAGGACUCGCGUUGCCACACAACACACACAGGCUCUUGUCAGGUGAGGGGACGGAGCAGGGCUGGAAAAUCCUCAAGCUGGUCGCUGUGUUGUACCUUGCCGUUCUGCUGGGAUGCACCGCCCUCAUCAACUUCUCCCUCGGCUUCAUCCUGGCGCUCAACCUGGUGCCCAUAGCUGCCUUCAUCACACCCCACGUACCAAAGGUCCUUUCUGCCUUCAUUCUGGUCAUCCUCAGCCCGGCCUGCACGCUCCUCUUCUGCGUCUUUUUCUACCAAGAGCUGGUGGAGUUGCCCGUCAGCUUCCAGGACGGAUGGGUGCUCUACCUGUCAGUCAUCUCUCAGGGCAUCUUAGACCAUGUGCUGUACGGCUCUCUGGUUUACCCUCUCAUAGCCCUGCUGGUCUAUCCCUGCUGGCUGCUUUUCUGGAACAUUCUCUUCUGGAAGUAAAUGUCAGUCACACAGGACAACUGAAGGCUUUCAUCGGAAGAGAAAAAAAAAAAACCCUCUGGUUUGUCUUGGAGAAAUGUGAAUGACAGACAAGUUAAAUCUACUGGAGAUGUUGGACAAUAACAAGAAUACAUGUAGUUGUCCUGGAAGGAAUGCCGUGACUCCCUUAUUUUAGACAUUUUGUUUCAGUUCAUCUCAAAACAUUGGGAAAAUUCUGGUUCCUGACACACUAAGCAGAACGGACAAUAUGUGCGGAAGCUAAGAAUAACCAUGCUUGCAUUUGACAAAAAUGACAAAAAUUGCUUCUAUAUAAUGGGUUGAUUAUCUUGUUAUAUCAAGAUAAAAAAAAACAAAUUAACUCAUGAUCUUGAGUUGAAGGCAAACAGCAGUUCUCUGCUUCCAUAGUUUUGUACUCCAGAUCUCACUUCCAAACAGUUAAGAAUUCGAGGGAUGUUUUAUAAGUAAAUAUUAAUAUAAAGGUUGGGUUGCUUUUGGUUCAAGGAUUUAUUUAUGAAUGUCUUUGUGGUACAUGAAGAACAAGACUGCACUGUUUAGUUUAUUUCUCAUCUUUUUGUUUGUCCUUGGUAGGUGACGGAUGACAUGGCUGCUGAAUGGAUGAAACUCUCUGCUUUGUUUUGUCGUCUGCAGUUAUGUCUGUAAAACUGCACCUUUUGAACAAGCCAUCACUACCGUUCAUAUUUUUAUACUUGUUUUGAUAACUUUCUUUGAAAUGUGUUCACGUCAUAUUUAUAAAUGCCAAAAUAAAAAGUCAAACAAGA